This is a messenger RNA of Humulus lupulus (European hop), 417 nucleotides long. RefSeq names its product secreted RxLR effector protein 161-like. The coding region runs from base 1 to 417 and encodes 138 amino acids. The transcript has a single exon. Lineage: Eukaryota; Viridiplantae; Streptophyta; Magnoliopsida; Rosales; Cannabaceae. The record is from RefSeq and is a predicted model, not a curated record.
AUGAUAAGCUCAAGAUCAGAUAAAGCAUAUUCUAUCAGCAUCCUUAGUCGGUUUAUGGCUAACCCAACUGAAGAACAUUGGAAAGGAGUUAAGUGGAUCUUAAGGUACAUAAAGUCAACACCAAAAGUUGGCUUAUGUUACAAGAAGUCAGGAAACCAAAUCCAUUUGGAAGGUUUUGUUGAUGAGGAUUAUGCAUCGAACAAGGAUAAUAGGAAAUCUUUAACUUCCUAUUACAUUCUACUACAUAGGUGUUGCAUCAGUUGGAAAUCUCAACUUCAAAAUGAAGUAGCUUUGUCAAAAACUGAAGUUGAAUACAUUGCCACCACAGAAGCUUUCAAAGAAGAAAUUUCACUCAAAGGAAUUUUAGAAGUAAUCAAGGUACUAAAGUCUCAAGUGAUCUUGUACUCGGACAAUUAG